This is a messenger RNA of Coregonus clupeaformis (lake whitefish), 2308 nucleotides long. Its product is annotated as zinc finger protein 239. Gene Ontology annotation, biological process: negative regulation of transcription by RNA polymerase II. The transcript has 2 exons. Gene Ontology annotation, molecular function: DNA-binding transcription repressor activity, RNA polymerase II-specific. NCBI's taxonomy places the organism in Eukaryota, Metazoa, Chordata, Actinopteri, Salmoniformes, Salmonidae. Bases 35 to 1060 code for a protein of 341 amino acids. The record is from RefSeq and is a predicted model, not a curated record.
AGCACUUCGGGUAACACGGAACACGUCAACAAAAAUGGGGGACCGCUGGCAGAAGCUGGAGCAGAGCACAGUCAGAAAAGAAGGUGAAGAAGAGGUGGAUCGUGACGAUUUAACUUUCCAAGCAGGAGAGAACCCAACCUCUUCCUCUAACAGCGGGAAGAGUUGUUCUUCAACAUUAGAGACAGACCUGGACCAGACCAAACCAGAGAAACCAUACGACUGCUCCCAGUGUGGAAAACAAUUUUCCCUUCUGUCAAACCUAAAAAGACAUUUUAGAAUUCAUACAGAAAAGAAGCCUCAUGCCUGUGCUCAGUGUGAGAAGAGUUUCUCCAAAGCAACAUCCCUGAAAUUACAUGCAAGAAUUCAUACAGGAGAAAAAUCAAAAACCUACCAAUGUUCUGACUGUGGUAAAGAUUUAACCACACAUGCAAGCUUGGAAAUUCACCAAAGAAUACAUACAGGAGAGAAACCCUAUUGUUGCACCCAAUGUGGAAAGCGCUUCUCUCAAUCUGGAAACCUGAAACUACAUGAAAGGAUACAUACAGGAGAGAAGCCUUAUAACUGCCCUGACUGUGGGAAAAGUUUCUCACAUGUAAGUCACAUGAAGCAACACCAGCGGGUGCACACUGGAGACAAACCUUACCACUGCUCAGACUGCGGGAAGAGUUUCAAUCAUGCCAACCACAUGAAAACCCAUCAGUUAACUCACAGUGAACAGAAGCCCCAUGUUUGCUCUGUGUGUGGAAGAGCCUUUAAAAGAGCAGAUGGUUUAAUAGAGCACCAACUUAUACACAGCACAGUGAAGCGUCACUGCUGUUCCCAAUGUAGCAAGGCCUUCUUUAGAGCUAAAUGUUUAGCAAGGCAUCAGAGACUGAGUCACACUGGAGAGAAACCUUACAAAUGCUCUCAUUGUGGGAAGAGAUGUGCCACUUCAUCGGAUAUGAAAAAACACAUACGGGUUCACACUGGAGAGAAGCCUUACCACUGCACCAAGUGUGGGAGGGGUUUCGCACAGUCAAGCACCCUAAAGCAACAUCAGCGCAGCGUGCACACUGGCUAAGAGAGAAUACACACCAGAAAGAUGGGUGUGAGAAACCUUUUAACAACUUCGAUGACCGUUUGGGACUAUAACACACUGACAAGAGUAGCAGGUUAAGGCCCAGUUCUCUGUGACAUUUUAGAGACACACUUGCAUACGACCACGCACACAAUCAUGAAGAAGUUUCACUUUCACACGGAGCACAAAGAAAAAUGAACAUUAAUGGGAUUGACAUUGAUUAAAGAAAACAAGAAAAUGAAGAAAAAUAAAUGAAUUUGGACUGGAAUUUAUUAAAAUAAUGAUUAAAGGUUAAAUAUGUUGAAUGUUAAAGGUUAGAAACUGGGAAAUAUACAGUAGAAUAUAUUAUUAAAGGGGGAUUAGAGUAAUGCAGUGAAAGGGUUAACAAUGUGUGAUUUAAAGUAAUGUAGUAAAAUGGUUAACAAUGUUGUUUGCUUUAAGGUACAAUGCAUAUGGACUAUGUUUGUUAAGCUUAGAGGAACAAGGUCCGUAGGAGGUUGAUAAUUACAUUUUGUAAUGAUGAAAUGUUUAAGUUGGUGGAUGUUUAAGAUGCAAUGGGAGUAGUACGUUGAGUUGGAGUAAGGAAGAUUAAUGUUUAAAAACUAAUGUUUUACAAGAUAAGGUUAAUAAAGUACAUUAAUGAUGCUAGCUUGAUCUGGAAAUCCCCAGGUCAGGGUGGUUAGUGGGUGAAGUGGAUGGACGUCCUGCUUAGGUGAGAAAAAGGUGGAAGUUAAGGGGGCUGAAAAAGCACCUUUUUGAACGAGGGCCGCAUUAGGUGUUACCUACCCCAAUGGAUGCCUCAUUGGGGUAGGUGUUCACCACAAUGAGUUAGCAGAAAGAAAAAUGGAGGGUUUAAAAGAGCCAUUAUUUUUGGAAGAGGGGAACUCUCUGAGCUUGCCAGAAGAACCUGUCGACUGCUGGAAGAAGAUUUUUGCUGUAGCUUUUUAGCUUAAAAUAUAUUUUUUAUUAUACUCAGUUAAAGUACAAUUCUAGGAGGAACCCUUAAGGUUGGCCCAUUGAUAGAAGUGUGUUAAAGUAGUUGUUAGAGUUUUUAGACGCCGUCUGAGGGACUGAUCAUCCUGAGGGGGGAGACAAAAAAAACUGUUUAUAGAGUUGUAGAAGGUAAGAAACCGUUUUUCUUGUUAUUAAAUAUUGUGCUUCUUAUUAAAAUGUCUAGGAAAAAAAAUAAAAAUUAUUGGCACACCCCAAUAAGGGUUUAGUUAAGGGUGCUGAAGGGGUCUAUCAAUUCAA